This is a messenger RNA of Lagopus leucura (white-tailed ptarmigan), 1295 nucleotides long. It is a transcript of the gene GPATCH11, whose product is annotated as G-patch domain containing 11. Gene Ontology annotation, molecular function: nucleic acid binding. The record is from RefSeq and is a predicted model, not a curated record. Gene Ontology annotation, cellular component: kinetochore. Lineage: Eukaryota; Metazoa; Chordata; Aves; Galliformes; Phasianidae. The coding region runs from base 167 to 937 and encodes 256 amino acids. The transcript has 8 exons.
CGCAAGCGCUUGGCUGGACUGGUGAGGUGGGGUAGGGGUGCGUGGAGUGUUGUGGCCGUGCCCCGGCUGGUGAAGGGGGUCAUCCGGAAAAAGGCGGCGUGUGUGCAGGAAAGCUCAUCGACUGCAUCUGUAGGAAACGGGUCUGAGCAGGACAUGCGUGCUAGCCAUGGGGGACGAGGAAGAGGAAGAUUACAUGUCUGAUUUAUUUAUUAAGGAGGAUGUGAGGCCGGGGAUGCCCAUGGUGCGGCGCGUGAGAGAAGCUCUCCAGAAAGAGGAAAAGCAAAAAGAAGCCAACGAGAAGAACAGGCAGAAGAGUGUGAAGGAAGAAGAGAAAGAGCGACGCGACUUGGUGCUGAGCAGCGCCUUAGGCAACGAGAACAAAGGCUUCGCCUUGCUCCAGAAGAUGGGCUACAAGAGUGGCCAGGCCCUGGGCAAGAGCGGAGAAGGCAUUGUUGAACCUAUUGCUCUGAACAUAAAAACAGGCAGAAGUGGGCUUGGUCAUGACGAAUUCAAAAAGCGAAAAGCUGAAGAAAAACUAGAAAACUAUAGAAAAAAACUCCACAUGAAAAAACAAGCAAAUGAACAAGCUGCAGAUCAGUUCAGAAUAAGAUUCAAAACCAAACAAGAAGAACGUAAGAUGGAGGGAGACCUUCGAAAAAGUCAGAGGGCUUGCCAGCAAUUGGAUAUUCAGAAAGAUAUUGAAGCACCCAAAGAGAUUUGGUAUUGGCUACAACCUGAAGAGGAAGACCAAAAGGAUGAAGAAGACAAGGAUGAUGAGUGCACAGGCUCAGACUUAAGUGUAUCAGCAAAGCUACAAAUCCUGACUGCUUAUUUAAGAGAACAACACUUCUAUUGCAUUUGGUGUGGAACAACCUAUGAAGAUGCUGAGGAUUUGUCUUCAAACUGCCCUGGAGACAGUGCUGCAGAUCAUGACUAAAGCCUUUCUAAAGAAAGGAGUUCUAGAUAAGUAUGUAUAGUUGGUAUGCUCUGACAUAUGUAUAUUUUUUUAAUAAAAGUCAGUGCUGUGCCAGAAUUCAUAUAAAAGUGUGCAGUCGAGAAGUAAUUCUGACAGGUUGAACUUCACAUUUUGGAGCAUUUCUAUGUUGUUGUUUUUUUUUGUGUGUUUUGUUUUUAUUUUAUUUCUGGGUGAUGCAAAAUUCAUUAGAAAUUAAAAUUUUACAUUUGUUGUUGAGUUACUGUAAAUUCAAGGCACGUAAGACUUCCACAGUCUUUGUUAAUGCUGUCCCCAAUUGAGCAAGAUCAACUGAUAAUAAAACUGAAGGUUUGACAAAGAA